Paramecium primaurelia is the source of this 1164-nucleotide messenger RNA. The record is from the annotation of a GenBank genome assembly. Lineage: Eukaryota; Ciliophora; Oligohymenophorea; Peniculida; Parameciidae.
AUGGGCAAUUGUAAUGUAAUGGAUAAAAAAGAAGAAUUUUAAGAAGCAAGUAUUUUCAUUACUAUAAUUAGUGUAAUCUAUAAGAAAUUUUGAAAUAUUAGAUAUUCUUGGUAAAGGUGGAUUUGGAAAAGUCAUAAAAGUAAGACGAAAAAAAAACAAUUAACUUUAUGCUAUGAAAAUAAUGUCAAAAACAAAGUAUUUUUCUGAAAUAAUAUAGAAUUGUCGAAAAAAAAUGUGUAACAUCAGUAAUAAAUGAAAAGAAUUUGUUAAAGUAAUUGCAUCAUCCUUUUAUUGUUAAUAUGCAUUCAGCAUUUUAAGAUAGAGAGAAUUUAUACUUAGUACUUGAUCUCCUUAGUGGUGGUGAUUUGAGAUAUCACAUUUGUAAAAAUAAAAGGUUUUCAGAAGAAGAAGCAAGUAGAAUAUAUGGUUAUACUUUAAGAGUUUUUUGCUGCUUGUAUAAUCAUAAGUUUAGAAUAUCUUCAUUCAAAUGGAAUAAUUCAUCGAGAUCUCAAACCUGAAAACUUGGUUUUUGAUGAAUAAGGAUAUCUUAGAUUAACAGAUAUGGGAAUUGCACGAAUUUGGAGACCAGAAAAUGCUUAAGACUCUAGUGGAACUCCAGGGUAUAUGGCACCUGAAGUAAUGUGUAAACAAAAUCAUGGUAUUGCUGUUGAUUUUUUUGCUUUGGGAGUUAUUAUUUAUGAAUGCAUGCUUGGAAAAAGACCUUAUGUUGGGAAAUCUAGACAAGAGAUUAGAGAAUAAAUCUUAUCUAAACAAAUUUAAAUUAAAAAAUCAUAAUUACCUGUUGCUUGGUCAAUUGAAGCUGGUGAUUUUAUAAAUUAAGUAUAUUUUUAAUUGCAUUUAUUAGCUUAUUUAAAGAAAACCUGAAAAUAGAUUAGGAUCAAAUAAUCCUUCAGAUGUUAAAAAUCAUCCAUGGUUCAAUACUUUUGAUUGGGAAAUCUUACUUAAAAAAAAAUACAAUCCACCCUAUCAUCCUAAAAGAUUUAAAGGGUAUAAGGGAUCCAUAGAUGAUACUAUUGAGGAUAAAAAUCAUAAAAAUAUCAUAUUACUCAGAAAUAACACUCUUUGUGGUAUUAUUAUAAAUCAUAUUAAUAAGAAUAAUUAGAUGAGUAUUGUUAUAAUCCUGAAGAUUGUUUGAGAAAAUGA